AUGCGGCCCGAAGAGCGCCACGGCCAGAAGCAGGGCCGGGGGCUCCGGGCCGUCGCGAAGAGGAAGCUGCGGUACGAGUCCUACGCGGAGCAGGCCGCGAAGACAAAAGCGGACAAGUUGGAGAGGAAGCAGCGGAGGUACGAGAUCAUGCAGGAGCUGAUGCAGUGCUCCACGCAGGUCAAGCACCUCGUCUCGCCGAUGUUCCGAUACAAGCUCACCCAGCAGGGAAGCCCAGACCUGCGCCGCCGUGACCAUCUCGCGGCGAUCGCGGUCGACCUCGCCCCCUGA
Molecule: messenger RNA, 288 nt
Organism: Prorocentrum cordatum
Lineage: Eukaryota; Dinophyceae; Prorocentrales; Prorocentraceae
Source: the annotation of a GenBank genome assembly